GGGUGCAGAGCCGCGCGUCAUCUCUCCAGAGCAGGACGCAGCCUGGCCUCGCUCCCUGCCUCUCCCCUGGCUGCUUCCCUCGCUCUCCUGCUCGGAGCGGCUCCAGGUGUGAGCUAUGAGGGUAUCAAUACCAGCUGUGGCAGUGUGGGGGAGAAUUGCUCCCUCUCACAGCAUCACUGCCAUUAUGAUUACAGAUGACCAGCAGACUAUUGUUACAGGAAGUCAAGAGGGGCAAAUAUGUCUCUGGGAUCUUUCAUCAGAAUUAAAGAUUUCAUCUAAAGAAAUUCUCUUUGGCCAUACUGCUUCUGUAACUUGUUUGGCAAAAGCAAGAGAGUUUGAGAAACAGCCAUAUGUAGUAAGUGCUACUGAAAAUGGGGAGAUGUGUGUUUGGAAUGUCACUAGUGGACUGUGCAUUGAGAACACAAAGCUUCCUUAUAGGCAUACAGCAAUCUAUUAUUACCAUUGCUCGUUCCGAAUGACGGGUGAAGGCUGGCUUCUGUGUUUUGGAGAAUAUCAGGAUGUUCUUAUUAUUGAUGCUAAGACUUUGGGUGUUCUGCACACUUUGUCUUCUCAGUCUUCUGAUUGGAUAAAUUGUAUGUGUAUUGUUCACUCUGCAAGAAUUCAAGAAGACUCAUUGGUUGCUGUGUCUGUAACUGGAGUUCUUAAAGCAUGGGACCUAUCUUCAUCUUUGACCAGCAUACAGGAGAGGCAAAAUGUGUGUGAAAAGGAAUCAAAGUCUCUGGGCUGUACAAACUGCCGAGCAGUACGGUUUUGCACUUACACAGAAAGGCUCCUUCUGGUUGUGUCUUCCAUAUGCUGGCAGGUCUAUGAUUAUUGUGAUUUCUCCUUGCUGUGUACUGAGUUCUGUAAGAGUGGUCAGUGCUUUGCUGGUGGAGAAGUACUAGCAGCUUACAGGCUUAUCAUCUGGACAGAAGAUGGUUACAGUUACAUCUACCAGCUGCUAAACAGUGGACUUUCCAAAAGCAUAUAUCCUGCAGAUGGGAAGGUGCUGAAAGAAACUGUUUAUCCUCAUUUACUCUGCUUUACUGAUGUGAAGGAAAAUAAGAGUUUCCCUUUUGUCAUGGGGUUUAUGAAUGAAAGGAAGGAGCCUUUCUAUAAGAUUCUUUUUUCUGGUGAAGCUUCAGGAAGAAUCACUCUGUGGCAUGUUCCUGAUGUUCCUGCAUCAACGUUUGAUGGUUCGCCACAAGAAAUCCCAAUUUCAACAACAUGGACACUUCAGGAUAAUUUUAAUAAAGCCCAUUCAAUGGCAGAGGGCAUUAUAGAUCAUCUUUGUGAUUCUAAAGAUGGAAUUGAAAAUGCAGUUGUGACUUCUUCCGUGUACAUACCCAGUCUGGAUAAGCUUGUGUGUGGAUGUGAAAAUGGGGAAAUUUUCAUAACGCCAGGUCUAGAAACUGCAAGAGCAAGACUUCUAGAAAAUGUGUCUUUGAAAGGUAAUCUACCUCAUAAAGUUUUGAAUGGUCAUAGUAGCAGAGUUACAUGUUUACUUUAUCCACAUGGUAAUUCAGUAAGGUUUGAUCCCAGCUGGCUGUUAUCAGGGGGCCAGGAUUCUACUGUGAUCUGUUGGGAUAUAUUUACUGGAAAAAUCUUGCACCGAUUUAGUCUGCAAUCUGGGCCAGUGACAGAGCUAUUGAGAUCUCCAGAAAACUGCAAAUUGCAGUAUCAUAGCGUAGUGUGCUGCGUGUGCAGUGAUCACUCAGUAGCAGUUCUACACCUUCAGAAGAAAGUUUGUCUCUUACAUGCCAGAAAGCAUCUGUUUCCUGUGAAGAAGAUAAAAUUUGACCCCAUGGAAGGUCUGCUAAUUGUUGGGUGUGAAGAUGAUUCGGUUUAUGUUUGGGAAAUUGAAACAGGCACACUGGAACGACAUGAAACAGGUGAAAUAGCAAAAGCAAUCCUUUCUUCCAUUGGAGAUUCAGAAUACUUAGUGGUGGAUUCUCUACAUCCUGUAUCUCAGGAGUCAAAAAGAAAUAAAAAUGUUCAAUACAAAUCCUCCAGCUCUUAUAAGCGUGGUAUGAUCUCUUACAAUCUUACUCAGACAGAAAAAUCUUCAGAUAAGGUAAUGGAUAACAGCCUUAUUCAGCAACCCUUUACUGUUUUACCAGUUAAGCCAAAAUGGAACAAUGCAAACUUUCAUGUUCUCUUAUUUGAUCUGGAAAAACUUGUGGAUCUUCUGCUGUCGUAUCAACCCUGUGGAUUAAAGUCAUCAAACUCAUUCCACAACUAUGACACUCUAGAAAGAGCCAAAAGUACUACUGAGAAAAGAGCGCUGACAUUAAAAAGAAAUAAAACUGCUGGGUUCACAUUGUCAGUGGAUGGACAAGUAGAUACUGUUUAUGCAAACCAAGUCAAUAGAGAUUCUAACACAAUUAGGCCUUUGGAAGAAAGUGGUGGCAUAAAAAGGCAGAAAAAAAUGAAGAGUUCAAGAAAGACUAAAAUGCAGCCAUCAGGAAACAUUGAUGUGAACAUCACCACAGAUACAGCUAAACUGCUUUUGUCAUGUCUCUUACCCUGGGGUGUAGAUAAAGAAAUAGAUGAUCUUUGUGUUGGGCAAUUAGAUAUCUUAAGGCUGCAGUGUCCGGUUGCUUUUGGACUUGUGUCAAAUGAACGCCACCUCUCACUGAUGUUGCCGGGAUGGAAAUGUACUGAUGGUGGUGUGCUAGAAGAGCACACUUUAAGCAACUUGUUUUCAAAAAGAGUGCUUGAUUUAUCAAACAAGUAUCUUGCUGCAACUGAAGGACGCACUGGUGAGAGAGAUGGAACAGUGGAUAAUGUUUAUGGAACAAAGGGUGCAGAAAUAAUUUUUUUCUUAUUAAGCAGAAUAGUUUUAAUCAACAGAGUUUUUAACAUGCCUUCAGCAGAUACGAGUCAAAUUGAAAGCCUACAGCAACCAGAAUCUGUUCACAACAAGUGGCAAAAUAUGGAAGCUGCCAUAUCUUCAUUUCCCAGUUUUUAUGGAGAGUUACCACGCAAUAAAAGUAGACGACAUUCUUCUGAUUUUGGGAAUGCUUCACUGCUGAAACUCAUUUGCUGUUGGAGUGACCAAUCUAUAAAGAUUAUUGAGGCAAUGCAAGCAGUGCUGUUGGCAGAAGUUCAGAGGACUAUGACAACCUUGAGAAAGACAGCAGUCUGCAGGGAGCCAUUGGCUACAGUAGAGAAUGGAAAUGUUAGUGUACUGAAGCAUGACAAGAGCUCAAACUCAGCAAACUUCCAAGAUGUGGAGGAUGCACCUGACAGAUGCGUCUUAGAAGAAUCUGAGAGUCCAGACGACAUGAAGGCACAUCCCUGGAUAUCUAAGGUGUGCUCCUGUAAGGUGUGUUAGAAGACCCCACUUAGCUGAAAGAAUACGAAGAUGCCCAAGAGCAGCCAAGACAUAAGAUAAAGGUGGAAUGGACAUGGGAUGGCUUACUGUGGUUAUUAUUUUAUACCUUAAGCACUUCAUUUUCAGAAGAAAUAUCUUCCAUAAUGUCAGCUGUUCUUUGCUGAUUUCCUAAUUCAAUUCACACUUCUCCCACUAAUAGAUUUACAGUUAUUUGAUUUAAUUUGAUAUUUCUAACAUAGAAAAUAUCAAGUCCUUAUUUUAGAUGUUUUUCACUAGCUACAGUAGUAAUUUCAAACGUUGAUUGACUGUAAAACUCUUGCCUCAGUUUGAAUAUUCUUUUGAAUGCAAUUAAUUUAAAUAAUCAAACUUAUUUUUUUCUCUCCUUUCUUCUCAGUUUUAUUGCCAAUAGCAUUUUAACACUAAGCAAAAUGAAAAGCAUUUGGCUAAUUUGAAAAAAUAGAGUAUUUUUUUUUCUUUAAAGGAAAAAUGCACUGGAAUAUUUAGAAACAAUAAAAUAUAAAAAACUCUGUGCUCACA
This is a messenger RNA of Gallus gallus (chicken), 3874 nucleotides long. RefSeq names its product WD repeat domain 72 (gene WDR72). Gene Ontology annotation, molecular function: protein binding. Gene Ontology annotation, biological process: protein localization to plasma membrane. Gene Ontology annotation, cellular component: cytoplasm. The transcript is spliced from 20 exons. The record is from RefSeq and is a predicted model, not a curated record. The coding region runs from base 116 to 3337 and encodes 1073 amino acids. Lineage: Eukaryota; Metazoa; Chordata; Aves; Galliformes; Phasianidae.